AUGAUGAAACCAAUUCUCAGCACUCAUCUCUACUUUUCCUUGUUUCUGCACAUGAUCGUUGUCAACAUAUUCGUUGCCGGCGAUUCGCCAUCUAUCUAUAAGCCAGUCGAAGAUAUCACCGUCAAUUGUGGCUCUUCCGGCAACAUAUUCAAUGCAUAUGAUAACCGAAGUUGGAGUGGAGAUAUCAACUCAAAAUUUUCACCCCUUGAACCCCAAGGCAACACAUCCAUAUUCGAAGAAGCACCUCAUUCGUACACCGUCCAACAAGUGCCUUACACCACCGCGAGGCUUUCUCACUCUGAAUUUACCUACAGAUUUCUUAACCUUACCCCAGGCCAAAAGUUCAUCCGUCUGUAUUUCAACCCAGCUUCAUACCCCGACUUUGAUUUCUCCAAAGCCCUCUUCUCUGUCAAAGCCGGUGGGUUUACCCUUCUCCACGACUUCGAUGCUUCAGUCACUGCUGCUGCUUCUGGGCCUGCUUCUGGGCCGGAGGGGACGGUAUACAGAGAAUUCUGUAUGAACAUUGGGGAGGAGGAAGAAGAAGAGAGCUUGAACAUCACGUUCAGUCCAAGCAGAGCAAUCCCAGAUGCGUAUGCGUUUAUCAACGGAAUUGAAAUUGUGUCCAUGCCUACCAACCUUUACUACGCUGCACCUGAAGAUAAUCGGAUUCAAAUUGUAGGCAGUGAAAGCUAUUCCAGCAUCGAAAACAGCACUGCUAUGGAGAUGGUUUACCGAUUCAACAUUGGUGGAGACUCGGUCUUUUUCGAUAAAGACACUGGCAUGUACCGAAAUUGGCAUGGUUAUGUGGAUGAGCUAAGUUACUUGGAGAAGUUAAGUUUACAACAGAGCGUUGCCCCACAAAAUUUUAGCAUUCAACUCAACUUUAUCAAUAUAGCAGAGUACACUGCGCCAGCAGAAGUUUACGAGACGGCCCGAUCGAUGGGCCUCAACAAAACCAUAAACAAGAGUUACAAUCUCACUUGGGAAUUUCUUGUAGAUCCAAAGUUUUCUUACUUGGUUAGGCUUCAUUUUUGUGAGUUCGAAUCUCAAAUCACACGGGCCGGAGACAGAAAUUUUCUAAUCUAUAUGGCCAAUCAAAGAGCUCAAGAAAAUGCAGACAUAAUACUCUGGAGUAAUGGAAACGGCAGACCAGUGUACAAGGACUACUUGGUUGUCGGACUUGAAGCAGGCCCUGGCCGAGGCCAGAAGAAAGUAAAUCUCUCUCUUGCACUGCAAGCAAACCCGGAUGAUUCGAAGACAAGAUACAACGAUGCACUUUUGAAUGGGCUCGAAAUCUUCAAAUUGAAUGACACAAUGGGAAAUCUCGCCGGACCCAAUCCCGAUCCUCCUGUGACCGGACAAAAGGCGAAGCCCUCACUCCCAGAAAAACCCAACAAGUCAACCCGGACUACUAUGCUUGCCAUUAUUGGCGGUGUAGUCGUUUCCAGCAUACUUGUAGUGCUCUCUGUACUCGUGUAUUUGGUGUUCAGGCGACAACGGAAAGUCAAGGAGUCCGAGUGCUACAGCCGCAGAGGGACCAACUCAAGCCAUACUCAUGGCGGCUCAUCAUUACCGUCCAAACUGUGUGAUUACUUUUCCCUGGCGGAGAUCAAAGCCGCCACCAGAAACUUCAGCGAUAUUUGCAUCAUUGGGCGCGGCGGGUUCGGCAACGUGUAUAAAGGGUACGUUGAUGGUGGGGCCACUCCCGUCGCAAUCAAACGGCUGAAACCCGAGUCAUCACAGGGGGCCCAUGAGUUCAAGACAGAGAUUGAGAUGCUAUCCCAACUCCGGCACCGCCAUUUGGUGUCUCUGAUCGGGUACUGUGCUGACCAAGGUGAGAUGAUCUUAGUGUAUGAGUUUAUGGAUCGUGGGUCUCUCAGUGAUCAUCUCUACAACACUGAUAACCCUUCUCUUUCCUGGGAGCAAAGGCUGGAGAUUUGUAUCGGCGCAGGGCGUGGGUUGCACUAUCUUCACACAGGUACCAAGUACACUAUCAUUCACCGAGACGUGAAGAGCACGAACAUCUUGUUGGAUGAGAAAUGGGUGGCUAAGGUUUCGGAUUUUGGGCUGUCGAAAAUAGGCACAAUCACUAUGUCCAAGACUCAUAUCAGUACGGUGGUGAAGGGCAGUUUCGGGUAUUUAGAUCCCGAAUAUUAUCGGCGUCAACAGCUGACUGAGAAGUCUGACGUGUACUCAUUUGGAGUUGUAUUGUGUGAGGUAUUGUGUGCGAGGCCAGCUUUGAUUCGUACCGUGGAGAAGAAGCAAAUGAGCUUGGCUGAGUGGACUAGAAUUUGUCAUCGCAAUGGGACACUUUAUCAAAUCAUUGAUCCAAACUUGAGUGGUAAGAUUGCAGUAGAGUGCUUUAAUAAAUUCGUUGAGAUCGCGGUAAGUUGCAUACAUGAUAAUGGGGCUGAAAGGCCAUCCAUGGAUGAUGUUGUGAGGGGGCUUGAGUUUGCCUUGGAGCUUCAAAAUUGCGCUGAGAAGGAUCUCGACAACGAUUUUGUAGAUAGGAAGGGUGAAGAUGAGGGUGCCUUCCUCAAGGGCAAAGAAGGGUUUAGUGGUAGUGAGCAAAGUAAUGCUACGACCGAAUCCAUUAAAGGCACGUCUGGGACAAUCUUUUCUGAAAUCAACGAUUCAGAAGGGAGGUGA
Prunus armeniaca (apricot) is the source of this 2649-nucleotide messenger RNA. Lineage: Eukaryota; Viridiplantae; Streptophyta; Magnoliopsida; Rosales; Rosaceae. The record is from the annotation of a GenBank genome assembly.